AAACAAAUGGGUGGAGUGCACAUAAAACACCAGAUAUUCCAAGGUCUCUGUCAGAGCAUGCAAAAACAGCUGCACAAUGAAGGGCUGCACUGUUUUAGGUCUGCUCCUGCUGGUGAAAGUGACUCUUUCAACACAAGACAGAUUUUUUAUUUCAGCCCCAAACGUGUUUCAUGUUGGCGUUAAAGAGAAGGUCUUUGUCCAGAACAAGGGAGAAAAGGACCAAGAAUGUAUACCGGUAAAUCUCUGGCUGGAGUAUGAGCAAGGCGGUAUUGUGUCUAACACAGCACAUGUUGACUGCAACGGAGACGAGAAGACCAAACUGGCUGAGCUGAAGAUAAACAGUGAGAGAUGGAUAGAGCUUAAAAAUAACCAUAAAAUGUCUAGGCCAUACCUUAAUCUACUGGCUCAAAUUCAAGUCAACGGAAAAAGCCCUAAAAGAAAGUCAACAAAAGUCCUGGUUUUAGAAAAAAGAGGAUACAUCUUCAUUCAGACUGAUCAGCCAAUCUACAACCCAACACAGAAAGUGAAAUACAGGAUAUUUACACUUGACCACAGUUUUAGACCCAACAAUGAACGUAUCUACAUUUCAAUAUAUAACGCUGACGGGAACAGGAUACUGAAUUCCUUACGGUUUGAAAGAGGAGGCAUUUACAAGGACCUGUUCUCCAUUCCCAGUGUCGCCAAAAUGGGAACGUGGAAGAUUACGGCACAUUAUGAAUAUGAUCAAGCAAAUACAGCUGAGCGAGAGUUCAAAGUGGAACAAUUUGUCAUGCCAAGUUUUGAUGUGAAUAUAUUAUUGGAGAAGAAGUACAUUUUGUUGGCUGAUGAACAUCUGACCUUUACCAUCUCAGCAAUGUAUUCGUAUGGCGAGGAAGUUCAAGGUGCAUACCACUGCCAAUUUGGAGUAGUAGAGAAAGGAGAAACCAACAGGGAAAAAAACACACCUUUCUUGAUUAAAGGACUUGAACUGAUAGGUUCGGUCCAGAAUGGAAGUGCAGAGAUUAGUCUUCCUCUGGAAAGAAUAAAUUCAAAACUUGAGGAAAAGAUGAACCUCAGCCUUUCGAAAUUAGAAAAAAAUGAACAGCGGCUCUUUGUGGGAGUCUUUGUUACCAACGUUCAAAGUGGUGAAAUUCAGGAAGCAAAAGUUUACCUCCCUGUCUACUCCAAAAAAUAUGUUAUGGAUUUUUCUCGAACUCGUUCUCACUUUGUUCAUGGAUAUCCACUGGAUGUAGUGGUGGAUGUACGUUUCCCGGAUGGUUCUCCUGUUGCUAAAAUGCCAGUAAGGAUUGAAAUGAGGGGUGGAGACGCCAAGGAAUUGACCACUGAUGAGGACGGAACAGUGAUUGCUCCUUUUAGCCUAAAUAAUGUACAGCAAGUUACAUUUGAUGUGACAGUAGAUGGUCAGCAGGAAAAUAAAAUAAUACAGCGUUCUUCCCCAAGAGAAAAUUAUCUCUAUAUCACUUAUACUAACAAGGUGUACUCUGUAAAGGAAAAUUUCAAGGUGACAUUCAACACCAUCAGUGCUCCAAGAGGUGGCAACAUCUAUUACAUGAUUUUAAGUCGUGGGAACAUCAUAAGCACCGGGGACGUCCCAUUUGGUGUAUUUGUUUCAAAAUCACUGCAAAUAACGACUGCCAUGGUUCCAUCCUUUCGUCUGGUGGGUUACUACUACAAUAAUAAUGGAGACAUCAUAACAGACUCCAUCUGGGUGGAUGUCAAAGAUGAAUGUGAGAUACAGGUCGAGGUGCAGACACCAGGAACAAAACGGCCUGGAAACAUGGCUGAUCUGGAGUUUGACCUGCAUGGUCAGACGGCUAGAGUGGCUUUACUGGCAGUGGAUAAGGCCAUCUAUGCUCUGAAAGCUGACAAUAAACUCACCGCCCAACAGGUGUUUACCUCCAUGAAGUCCUAUGAUCUUGGUUGCUCAUAUAGCGGAGGACCGGAAGCAGAAUCAGCACUCACUGAUGCAGGCCUCGCUUUUUUUUCUCAGUCCAAGGAAAAGUGGAGAUCAAACUUUCAAUGUCCUUCUCAAACUAGCCGACCAAGACGCUCCAUCGACCUUCAACAGGAAAUGAACAAAUUAAAAUCAGGUUACCAGGAUCCGGAACUUCAGUCCUGUUGUGCUCAGGCGUUUUCUACGAUCCCUAUGAAGCGAACGUGCAAAGAAAGAGCAUUAAGAGUCAGAUUGGUGGGAGGAAGUGAAGCCUGUGCUGAUGCCUUUGAAAAAUGCUGCAUGGAGAAUGAGAAGCUGAAACGGAGAAAGAUAUUGGAGGAAGGCCAAAGUGGAUUUGGCAGAAGUGCUGACACCACUGACAUCGAGCAGUUCUUUAAGGACACUACCCUUCAGUUCAUUCGUCGGUAUUUCCCACCGAGCUUUGCAUUUACAGAAUUUGAUGUGGAUAACAAAAAAAGAUACUCUUUGGCCCUGCCUGAUUCUAUCACCACGUGGGAAAUUCAAGUUGUCACCUUCUCACAUACAUCUGGUUUAUGUGUAGUAAAACCACAGGAGAUCAAAGCCUUCAAGGAGUCAUUUGUGUCUCUGAGGUUGCCAUACUCAGUGAAAAAAUACGAGCAACUGUCUGUGACACCUGUUAUCUACAACUACAAUGACAAAGAACUGAAGGUGGCCGUGCAUAUGGAACAAACCGAAGGACUCUGCUCGCCUGCUUCAGCCACUCAAAGUUCCUUUGUGAGGACCGUUGUGAAACCUCACUCAUCCAAGUUUGUCUCUUUCUCUGCCGUCCCCAUGGUAACUGGUUCAAUACCCAUCAAAAUACGACUCUUUGACAUUGAGGCCGAAUGGGGAAUUGAUGCAGUGCAAAAAAACUUGCUUGUGAAGACAGAAGGAUCAGAAAAUAGACUGGAGGAAACCCAAGUGAUUCAUUUAAAUGGAAGUACAAAGACUCUAUAUAUUAAUGGGGCUUUACCAGAUAACACAGUUCCUGAGUCCAGCUCCAAUAUGUUCAUUUCCGUGGAAGGGAAUGGAUUUUGCACUUCUCAAGUUCAAAAUCUCCUUACUCCGGAUACAGUAUCCAACCUGAUCAACCUGCCCUCAGGAUGCUUAGAGCAGACAAUGUCAACGUUUGCACCAACAACUUUAGCCAUGCGAUAUCUGGAUCUGAGUGACCAGUGGUUUCCUCUUAAAACUGGAGCCAGAGAUGAGGCCCUUUCCAAUAUUGAACGUGGGUAUAUGAGAAUUCUUGAUUUCAAGAAUAAGCAAACUGGUGCUUACGGUGCAUGGUCAUCAGUACCAUACAGCACUUGGGUGACUGCUCUUGUGGUAAAAAUGUUGUCUUUGGUGACGGAGCGUCAGAGCACUGCUGUUGGACCAGAUUCUCGGGUUGUCAAAGUUGUACCACAGAAAGAAAUCAUAGAACCAGUCAAGUUUUUGCUUUCAUCUCAAAGGGAUGAUGGGACAUUUGGUGAUCCACAUCCAAUGGUGCACAGAUACACUAUGACAGGGACAGACAAAGAUGCGGCCAUGACAGCUUUUAUUACCCUUGCAUUGAACCGUUCCCUUCAAUUUCUGCCAGAGGAACUACAGGCUAAUGUGAUAACGAACAUUUCACAAGCAUCCCAGUAUCUUCAGUUACAACUUGCAAACAUCAUGCACCCUUAUGCUAUGGCCAUUACCUCCUACUGCCUCUCAGCUUGCAUGUCUGAGGAAAGAAACCACAUGGCUGCAUGGAGAAAACUUCAAUCAAUGGUGAAAGAAGACAACAGUGGCCGCUACUUCUGGUCUGAUGAUCCCAACAUGGACAGUGAAGCACUGGCAGAUGGCAUUACGAUACAGACGAGCGCAUAUGCUCUCCUAACUGCAGUGCAACUUCAGGAGAGGACAUGGGCAGACAAAACAGCCGAAUGGCUAGUCAGCCAGGAAAACUAUAACGGGGGUUACAGAUCAACACAUGAUACCACUUUAGCCCUGGAGGCCCUUUCAGAGUACGAGCUGAAGAAGAGCUCCUGCUCUGAGGCAAACGUGGAUGCAGAGUUCAGUGUGCCUGGAAAGGAUCAAGUUGUUCGACUAGCCAUGAAAAGCAAUAAAGAUAGGGUGGAAACAGAGCUGAAGUCUCUAACAGGGAACAGAAUUACUGUGCAGCUGACAGGAACAGGAAAAAUCAGGUUCAAAACAGUCAAAGCUUUCCAUUUGUUGGACCCUGAGGAUGACUGCAGCAAGGAUCUUUCCAUUAGUGUCAAGGUGGAGGGGAAGGUGGAGUACACCGCUGAGAUCCUGGAAAACUAUGACUAUGGAGACUAUGAGGAAACAGAGAAAGAUGGUGCACGAGUUUCACGAUCGGCAGACAAUUGGUUUGAUUCUCGUACACGAAACAGGAGAGAUGUUGAGAACGACCUGAACGCACCCAAGGUUGUUACCUACAGGGUCUGUGUAAGUCGUGGCUCAACCAGGAAUCUUACAGGAAUGGCCAUUGCUGACAUCACAUUAUUUAGUGGACUUGAGGCUAAAAGGGAAGACCUGGAAAAGUUAAAGCUGCCACCUGAACAGUAUAUUUCCCAUUAUGAGCUCCCCCAUGGAAAAGUGGUGAUCUACUUCAAUGAGCUUUUUGAGCAGGAAGAAUGUAUAGCAUUUGAUGCUGUACAGUUUGCUCUAGUCAGCCUUCUCCAGCCAGCACCGGCUGUGUUCUAUGAUUACUAUGAACCAGCCAGAAGGUGUAGAAUAUUUUACUCUGCCCCACGAAGAAGCACUAUGAUCUCCAAGCUAUGCUCAGAGGACGUGUGCCAGUGUGCAGAAAGACCCUGCUAUAAAACAAGAGAGACAUUCAAAUCGCCUGGAUCCAAAAGAGUCAAAAAGAUUGUCCGUAUUGAACAUGCUUGCUUCUAUCCAGUGGUGGAUUAUGCCUACAUUGUGACUGUCAACAGUGUGUCUCAGAAGAGCAACUUUGAGUUGUAUAAAGCUGCGAUAACUGAUGUCCUCAAGUCAAGCAGAGAUCUCUCUAUUAAGAAGGAAAACUCUGUUAGAAUCUUUGCCAAGAGGCUUCAGUGUAAAGGCCAGCUGGACAUAGGACAACAGUACCUUAUCAUGGGCAAAGACGGCGCCACAACUGACACAGAUGGAAAUAUGCAGUACCUGCUGGAGUCGAACACCUGGGUUGAAAAAAUGCCUUCUGCGAAAGUCUGUGAAAAAUCCUCCAAUAGGUAUAACUGUAAUCAGCUGAAUGAAUUUAUUGAGGAGUACAAGGUGAAUGGCUGCACACAGUGAAAGCACCAAGACUUCAACUGUAAUCCAGAUCCAGUCAAAUGCAAUCUGCUAAUAUGUCUGCACCCGUAUUUAGUUUGCCUCUGUUAUACAGCAUUAUUCAAAUAUGCAACAAUACUAAUCUUUUAUUAAGACAACAAUCAUGAUGGCUUUAAUUAUUUGUAUUUUCUAAGUGUUUUAACAACUUUCUAUGCACCGUUAUUUCUUUAUACAUGCUUAGUUUACAUCUUUGUGUAUUUAGACUUUUUUGCAACACAUUCAAAUAAAAAGUUUAAAGAGCAUUGAGAAAAUAUUAAAGCUUCUUGUUGAAAAAUG
Messenger RNA from Oryzias melastigma (Indian medaka), 5530 nucleotides. It is a transcript of the gene c4b, whose product is annotated as complement 4B (Chido blood group). NCBI's taxonomy places the organism in Eukaryota, Metazoa, Chordata, Actinopteri, Beloniformes, Adrianichthyidae. The transcript has 42 exons. Gene Ontology annotation, biological process: complement activation. Gene Ontology annotation, cellular component: extracellular region. The record is from RefSeq and is a predicted model, not a curated record. Gene Ontology annotation, molecular function: endopeptidase inhibitor activity; protein binding. Bases 77 to 5218 code for a protein of 1713 amino acids.